AUGGCUAAAGCAGGAGAAAACUCGAGAGACAAAUCUAGAUGGAGCCUUGAAGGCAUGACCGCUCUUGUUACAGGUGGCUCCAAAGGCCUCGGAGAAGCUGUAGUGGAGGAACUAGCCAUGUUGGGAGCAAGAGUUCACACAUGUGCCAGAGACGAAACUCAGCUUCAAGAACGCUUACGUGAAUGGCAAGCCAAAGGAUUUGAGGUCACCACUUCUGUCUGCGACGUCUCUUCUCGUGAGCAACGAGAGAAACUCAUGGAAACCGUUUCCUCUGUCUUCCAAGGAAAACUCAACAUCCUCGUAAAUAAUGCGGGAACGGGUAUAAUAAAGCCGAGUACAGAGUAUACAGCAGAAGAUUACUCGUUUCUGAUGGCUACAAAUCUCGAGUCCGCUUUUCAUCUCUCACAGAUCGCGCACCCUUUGUUGAAAGCCUCUGGUUCCGGGAGCAUCGUGUUCAUGUCCUCUGUUGCUGGACUUGUGCAUACCGGUGCAUCAAUCUAUGGAGCAUCUAAAGGAGCUAUGAAUCAGCUAGGAAGAAGCUUAGCAUGCGAGUGGGCAAGUGACAACAUAAGGGUUAACUCUGUGUGUCCAUGGGUCAUAACAACUCCUUUAACUAGCUUUAUUUUCAGUGAUGAAAAGUUAAGAAAAGCAGUGGAGGAUAAGACACCAAUGGGACGUGUUGGAGAAGCAAAUGAAGUAUCAUCGCUUGUCGCAUUUCUCUGUUUUCCGGCAGCUUCUUAUAUUACAGGUCAGACUAUCUGCGUCGACGGAGGUGCUUCGGUGAAUGGCUUCUCUUUCAAGCCUUAG
This is a messenger RNA of Arabidopsis thaliana (thale cress), 807 nucleotides long. RefSeq names its product NAD(P)-binding Rossmann-fold superfamily protein. The transcript is spliced from 5 exons. The coding region runs from base 1 to 807 and encodes 268 amino acids. Gene Ontology annotation, molecular function: oxidoreductase activity. The record is from RefSeq and is marked reviewed. Lineage: Eukaryota; Viridiplantae; Streptophyta; Magnoliopsida; Brassicales; Brassicaceae.